This is a messenger RNA of Solanum dulcamara, 2400 nucleotides long. RefSeq lists its product as uncharacterized. Gene Ontology annotation, molecular function: nucleic acid binding; zinc ion binding. The record is from RefSeq and is a predicted model, not a curated record. The transcript is spliced from 6 exons. NCBI's taxonomy places the organism in Eukaryota, Viridiplantae, Streptophyta, Magnoliopsida, Solanales, Solanaceae. Bases 964 to 2010 code for a protein of 348 amino acids.
ACUCUCACUCUCUCUUUCCCUCAUUCUUUUAGCAACAUACGCGUAUACACACGCCCAAAGACAAAUACAACGUACAAUAACCACCAACUUUUCUUGCAAAAUCUCCCAAAAUCCACCGGAUUUCAAGCUCAUCCAUCUCCCUCAAGUCAAUCUGAGAGCAGAAAUUGAUCUUGUCAACUCGUUAUCUCAGUCGCUGCCCAAAACUAGAUAAAAUGACUCUACGAAAGAGAAGCAUUAAUUCAAGAAUUAUUCCUCAAAAAGCUAGAAGAAUCCGUACACAAGCCCAAAGAGAAAAAGAAGUAGAAGCAGCAACAUCUUCUAAUAAACUGGCACCACUUGCUGAUCAUGCCACGAUGACAGAUAGCCUUAAGAAUGCCUUGGAAAUAAGCCGCUCAUGUAACGCAUUAUCCUUAAUCUUUUUGAAAAAUUCGAGUUCGAAAUAUCAAUUAGGGGGUCAAAACCUGCUGGAAAAUGGUCUUGGUGGAUUUUUAGGACCCGUAGAACGGAAGAAAGAUAUUUGAAGAAUCCACAAAAUAGUGUGGUCCGCGACAGGACUGCAUCGCGGACCUGGGGACAGUUUUGCGGCUAAGUGGUCAGCGAUGGGACUGCGUCGCAGACCUGGAAAGGUUUCCUGGUUGAAUUUAGUUUAUAGGGCGUUUUAGACGUUUCUCAAAUUAUUAGUUAAUGAACCUAGACAUUUUUAGGACCUAAUUCAACUCUAUAAAUUAACCUAAACUUCUAAUUCUGUUCAUUCUUCUACAAUUCAUCUAUCAAAUAUUUCUCUCUCUACAAAAAGGCUCUCAAGGGUUUUUAUUGAAGACUUCAAGCAAAUUCACUCAAUUUCUCCAUCAAAAUUAUCAAGUUAUUCCAAAUUAAUUGGUGUUCUCACUCAAGGGGUUGAGGUUGAAGAUCCUAAUCAUCCACGUAGCUAGUAGGCGAACCUAUUCGAAGGUGUUGUGAAAAAUGGCUCCAAGAAGACCACCAUUUCCAAGGAGAGAGAAUGUUAAUGACGCCCAAGCUCCCCCGACUCCUCAAGACAAUGGUCCUCUAUCGGACCAAGUGACUAAUGCGGAGUUCCGCACCGCUAUCACUAUGCUAUCCAAAGUGGUGACCAACCAAGGUAUCGUGGCUUCUCCUAAUGUUCCCACUCCAGCCUCAAGAGUAAGGGACUUUACACGAAUGAAUCCCCCGGAGUUUCAUGGUUCAAAGGUUGAUGAGGAUCCUCAAGAGUUCAUUGAUGAGGUCUACAAGAUAGUGAGUAUUAUGGGGGUGACUUUGGAAGAAAAAGCGGAGUUGGCGGUUUACCAACUCAAAUGUGUUGCUCAACUAUGGUACACUCAAUGGAAGUCGGAGAAGGUGGAUGAAGGUCCCGUUGAAUGGAAAGCUUUCAAACUUACUUUCCUUGAUCACUUUUUCCCUCUUGAGUUAAGGGAGGCUAAAGUGUUGGAGUUCAUAAAUCUUCGACAAGGCAAUAUGGGGAUGAGGGACUAUGCCCUCAAGUUUACUAUGCUAUCCCAGUAUGCUCCUUCAAUGGUUGCUGAUCCACGUGCCCAAAUGAGUAAAUUCAUAUUGGGGGUGUCCGACUUGGUAUCUAAGGAAUGUCGCACCACUAUGCUUGUCAAGGAGAUGAACAUAUCUCGGCUAUUGACUUUUGCCAAACAAAUUAAAGGAGAAAAGCUCAAACAAAUAAGGAUGAGGGAUUCUAAGAGGGCCCGAUAUGAAGGUGGGUUCUCUAAUGCUAGGACCGUUGGUAGUAGUGGACGCUCUCAUCAAGGCCAAAGCUCGAGGAAGAAGUUUGCUAAGGAUAGGGUGCCAUACCCUAAAGCUCAAGGUGAAAGAGGUGUAAAUACUAGUAACCCUUCUCCUCUAAAAUGUGCAAAAUGUGGAAGGAAUCAUGGAGGAAAGUGCUUGAUCGGAAUGGGUGCUUGCUAUGGGUGUGGAAAGAUAGGCCAUAAGCGAUCCGAGUGCCCUCUUGUAGACAACAAGGUUGGAUAUGGUCGUCCUAUAUGAGGCCAAGUGCAACAAGGUUCCCAAGCUCAACCUAAGGGUGGCCAACGCAACAACCGCUUCUAUGCUCUUCAUGCUAGGCAAGAGGUUGAUGAGUCUCCCGAUGUGGUCACGGGGGUUGAGGUUGAAGAUCCUAAUCGUCCACAUAACUAGUAAGUGUUCCUAUUCGAAGGUGUUGUGGUGAGUCCUCAUUGACCAAAGACUAGUUUCAAGUUACUUACUGCUUUCUUGUCAAAUGACUUUUGCUUAUGUUGUGUAUUAAGGGUGAGCUAAGGACAUGUCUUAUCCCCCAUCCAUACUCAUGUGUAGAAGCAUCUAGCUGGACAUAUAUUUGAGUCUAUCUUGUCAUAAGACUUUUUUAGAUUUCUAUUCAUGUUUUAGACUCUCUUAUGA